Aricia agestis (brown argus) is the source of this 1527-nucleotide messenger RNA. RefSeq names its product islet cell autoantigen 1 (gene ICA69). The coding region runs from base 89 to 1324 and encodes 411 amino acids. The record is from RefSeq and is a predicted model, not a curated record. The transcript has 4 exons. Gene Ontology annotation, biological process: regulation of transport. NCBI's taxonomy places the organism in Eukaryota, Metazoa, Arthropoda, Insecta, Lepidoptera, Lycaenidae. Gene Ontology annotation, molecular function: protein domain specific binding. Gene Ontology annotation, cellular component: Golgi apparatus.
AUGGCAAAAUAAUUUAAUUCGCUAAUUACACAAAUAAACUUAGAACUUGUAGAGUUUUAUCUGGUUUUCUUAUUAAUUGCGUAUAAAGAUGAUGCAACAUCAAUACUGGGUAACCAAGAAGACUGUGCUAAAAAAGUUAGGAACCAAAGAAGACGACUGUAUCGUAGCCUCCGACGCUGAGCUCGAUGCUAAGUUGGAAUUAUUUCGAUCAAUAUCCGAUAGCUGCUUACAUUUACAGCGAAUAUUAGAUCAGUACCAGGAGCGGGUGUGUAUAUUGGCGCAGGAGGAGAAUUCUUUGGGUAAAUUCUUGAAAGAUUCCGGCCAGGGCAGCGAUGCAGCGGGGAAACACAUGGUGUCGGCUGGCAAAGCGAUAUCCUUCUCUGGGCAGCAGCGCUUAUCUGUUAGACCGCCCCUGCUGCGGUUGUACCACGAGGUAGACACGUUCAGAGUUCGCGCCGUCAAGGAUAUGCGGGUAACUGUUUCUGCGAUGGAGAGAGCGCGAAUCGAGUAUCGCGCGGCUCUCAGUUGGAUGAAGUCGACCAGUGCCCAGCUAGACCCAGACACCGGGCGCGGCCUGGACAACUUUCGUAAGGCUCAACGCCAAGUGCGAGAAAGCAAGAAAAUAUUUGAUAAACUUACACUUGAUGUGUUACAAAAGAUUGACCUAUUGGCUGCUGCUAGAUGCAACAUGUUCUCUCAUGUACUGUCAACCUACCAAAGUUCUUUUUUAAAUUUUUCUACAAAAAUUGUUGAGACAUUUCAAGCCACUAUUGAAACUAUGAAUGAUGCUCCACAAUAUGAAUUCUGUAUAUUAAAGAGCUUGGGCGAAGCUGGGGAAGGAACCCAAGAAGAAAAAUCUACUGAAGACAAAGACCAAAUGCUGUUUUUCCAGGAUGAAUACAAAGAUGAAAGUCCAAAGAAAACACAAGCAGAGAAAGUUGAUGUAACCAAAAAGGAACCGUCCACCGAAAUUGCUGAGGCAUCUACUUCUAAUGACCUUAUAAACACAGAAAGUGGUCCAUUUCCGAAUAACCCUACCAAUGUGAAUGCGGACUUAGCUGGACUGAAUCUUGGUGGUGAUGAUGCACCAGCUCAUUUUGGAUCAUUUUUACCAUCACAUUUGUUGCAGCAAACUAGUCUCAAUAUAUUUGGGAGACCAAUGCCACCAACAAAUCCAAGUGGAAAUCAAUCUACCAAAACUCAGAAACCAGUACCAAAGAAAGAAGAUAAAGCUGCCUGGUUCAAACUGUUUUCUGAACUGGACCCACUAGCAAACCCAGACAAUAUACCUGGGUCUAAUGCAAACCAAAGUCAUGCAGCUUAAAAAGUAGCAAAAGCUUUUUUUACUUCAGUCAGUAAAAAAUAACAACUGUUAUUUAGCUUGUUUUUGAGUUCAAUUCCUGGACAUUCCAGUCUAAACUAUGCAGUAUAGUUAGUCAUUGUAAUAUUAUGAAUAAUAUGAAUUUAACACAGCAGUAAACACCAUAAUGGAAGUAUUAUAUUUUACUGACUGACAUAAGAGUAAAU